Messenger RNA from Limulus polyphemus (Atlantic horseshoe crab), 634 nucleotides. RefSeq lists its product as uncharacterized. The transcript is spliced from 4 exons. The record is from RefSeq and is a predicted model, not a curated record. The coding region runs from base 114 to 446 and encodes 110 amino acids. NCBI's taxonomy places the organism in Eukaryota, Metazoa, Arthropoda, Merostomata, Xiphosura, Limulidae.
GUGGUUAGGUUUCUCUCGAUUCAACUCAAGUAUGUAAGUGAAGGGAUUCCGCCACAGUCCUCAUGGUUUAUUGACCGCCUCGACCUGUUGGACUCUAGUAGAAGAUAUAUAUAAUGAAUAAUCACUGCACCUUUUCCAUCAUUGUCUUGUGUGUCGUCAUGAUUAUAACAGCAGGAAGUGUCUCCAGCGGACUUCUCUUAAGACAGAAAAGAGGAUUUCGUAACUUGGAGUUGUCUACAGCGAGAGGGUUUGGUAAACGAAAGCAGGAAAAUAAGCAAGUUUCUUUACCGGAUGUAUUUUUCAACUUCAUAAGAACUAUUCCCACUGGCUGGCUUGCUGAGCAAAUUAAAAGUAAUCCAACGUUGGCAGAAAUCUUUGAAGGAAAGACCGUUGGCAUUAACGGUGACCGUCCGGUUUCUCAAGAUGACUUGUACGAGGCUCUUUGAUCAUGAAUGGAUACUAUGGGCCAUAAAGUUUAGCUAUACAUCAUGUGUAUUACAUAGAAGAAAAAAAGCUUAUUUACUGCUAGAGUUUUCGAAUUUUUUUAUUUCCAUACAUAAAUAUUUGGAACCCAUUAGAUAGUUUGGCAUCUACUGUAAGAAAAAAUUGAGAAUAAAACAUAAUUCUAUUAUUC